Molecule: messenger RNA, 1548 nt
Organism: Anopheles moucheti
Lineage: Eukaryota; Metazoa; Arthropoda; Insecta; Diptera; Culicidae
Product: protein Aster-B-like
Exons: 1
Coding region: 249-1355 (368 amino acids)
Biological process (GO): intracellular sterol transport
Cellular component (GO): endoplasmic reticulum-plasma membrane contact site; endoplasmic reticulum membrane; plasma membrane
Molecular function (GO): sterol binding; sterol transfer activity
Source: RefSeq, a predicted model, not a curated record
CUGUCAGUGCACGCGUCGAAACAGAUGACACAAAACAAUGUUAUCAAAUUCGAGAGCACUUUUUUCCUGUCGAUAAUCGCUCUUGAAUCAUCGGACCUUUUCAAUGCUAUCGAUCACAAUCGGUCAUUUCGUACAUCGAAAGUAAAACGGACCGUUCCAGCGAAAGACCACCGGAUUGGUGAGAGGAGUGAAGUCAUUUGCUAGUGGAUUAUCCAGCGAAAAGCAAAGUAAGCUGCAAACGAACGACAAUGGUUUCAUCGCCUGCGGAACGAUUGGCCACGGAUUCAUCCGACACUACGGAUGGGGAACCGGAAAAGACAGAACCACCAAACACGGCCGAAUGUGAUUCGCUGCACAGUGGCCGCCAGCUCGUACACACCAUCCUGCCAAUCAAUGUGGACGUGCUGUUUGAGCUGCUGUUUUCCCGCUCCAAGUUCCUGAUGGAGUUUCACGAGGUGCGCAAAACGACCGACAUGGUACCGGGCGAGUGGAAACUAAACAAGGACGGUCUGAAGGAGCGUGUGGUGACGCUUACUAUAGCCAUUACGCAAACGAUCGGACCGAAAAAUGCUCACGUCACCGAGACGCAGGUGAUGCGCAAAUGUUCCCUGCCCGGUCAGCUGUACGCGAUCGAUGUGACCGCGGUGCAGGGCGGUAUUCCGUACGCGGACAGUUUCUACGUAACGCAGCACUACUGUAUGUCACGCACGGUCGACAACCAUACGGUGUUUUCGGUACACGCGCAGGUCCACUAUCGGAAGUCGAUCUUUGGCUUUGUGAAGGGAUUCAUCGAGAAGAACACCUGGGUAGGAUUGGAAGAUUUCUACACCUCGUUGUUGCGGAAUCUGCAAAGCGAGUACUGCAUUCCACCGGCCAAGAGUAAGGGUAGACGUACGCGCCGCAGCGUACACACCCAAAACAAGGUGAUUGAGGAAACGAUCAUCAUAGCGGAUCAUACCAAAGUGAAACCGAUUCGGGUACCGACGGCAACGGUUGGCGGAGUGCCACGGAAAGCGUCGAAAUCCGGCUACCGGUGGUUGGUUGCCAUCAUGCUGCUCAUACUGAUCGUGGUCAACACAACACUCUACACAAAGCUGCUACAGAUGGAAGAUAUGGAGCGGAUGUCACGGUUAGACAACAGCGAGGAGCUGGACUCGCUGCUGCUUGCCAAGAGUGUCCGUACGCGCAACGAUUGGUUGACGAUCUUCCAGCAGCAGGAGUCUCGGUACAACGAUGAAAUGCUCGAAUGGCAGAAGGUCCUGUCGACGGUGACGGAAAUGCUGAACAAGGCCAGCGUGCUGUGCACGAAGUUGUGCCGGAUGCCGGACAAUGGUACCAGUGCCGGGGGUGGAUAGAGCACGACGUGCGUCGGUUAAUGAUAACGUUCUGGUUCCUUGUUAGUAUUAUACUUUUAUUCCGAUUUCCCUAUUCUCUUUCUCCCGUGCCGAUGUUAGGCGAUCGGCUUUUCCUGGGGGCAAAGCAUGUACCAUAGAUGAUGCGUUGUACACUUUUAAUGUAAAAUAUACAUUUAUUUUUGUGAACAUUGAC